Messenger RNA from Hypanus sabinus (Atlantic stingray), 4370 nucleotides. RefSeq names its product sodium/potassium transporting ATPase interacting 1 (gene nkain1). The record is from RefSeq and is a predicted model, not a curated record. Gene Ontology annotation, biological process: regulation of sodium ion transport. NCBI's taxonomy places the organism in Eukaryota, Metazoa, Chordata, Chondrichthyes, Myliobatiformes, Dasyatidae. The transcript has 8 exons. Bases 764 to 1429 code for a protein of 221 amino acids.
UGACAAAGGAAUCACGGCGAAUGUCAAUAACAGUGAAUGAGUGUAGGAACUGCAACGAGAUAUAAAAAAAAUAAAUAUUUAACCAAAGUGCUGGAAGUCGGGAGAGCGGGGUGGGUGGCUGGGAAUGAAUCAGCGCUCGGGAUGAAGCCGAGUUAGAUCUGAACACCAGGCACUUGCGAGGACCGUGUCGCCCGGCCGUGAGGCGGCUCCGAUGGGGAGGUUGUUCGCCGAGCUUUCCUCUCCCCUCCCCGUAUGAAAGAAAUCGCCGCUUUCGUCCCGCCACACCCGAGCCACGUGGUUUGAUCUUUUAACCGCAGAGCCCGUGUCAUUUAUGUUUGAGCUGAGCGGCGGCCAGUUGACUGAAUCCCACCCGGGCGCCCGCGCUUUCACACCUCCAUCGCCAGCCGGGGAGACACGGACUCGCAGCGGUCCGGUGCGCCCCGCCGUCGGCCCGGAGGGAGGUGGGCAGCGGCGUCUGAGCGCUCGCUUUGAGAAUGCGAAGGUGUGGCACUCGCUGGCAAUGAUGACCCGGUCACCUCGACGCUGGACGGCUUCGGCGGCGGAGUGAGCGCGGUUGCCAGGGACCCGGCCGGGAGCGUCUGGGGAUCGUUCACCCGGCGGCGCCUGUGUGAAUGGUGAUCGGAGUUACCUGGCCGGAGGUGGGAGUGCUGGGCGCGAGUAAAUGCGAAGCAAGCCUCGGCUGUUUCAGUUGAAACCCAUUCAGGUCCACAUCUCCUGCCGAAACUGACCAGAGUCUGGGGCCAUGGGGAGAUGCAAUGGACGUUGUACCCUGAUCGUCCUCUGCAGCUUGCAGCUGGUAGCUGCUUUGGAACGACAGAUCUUUGAUUUCUUGGGCUACCAAUGGGUCCCUAUAUUGGCCAACUUCCUACACAUUAUGGCAAUCAUCCUUGGUGUCUUCGGAACCAUCCAGUACAGACCAAAGUACUUAGUUAUGUAUGCGGGAUGGCUGGUGCUGUGGGUGGCUUGGAAUUCAUUCAUCAUCUGCUUUUAUCUAGAAGUUGGCCAAUUGUCACAGGACCGAGACUUCGUCAUGACCUUCAACACGUCUCUGCACCGCUCGUGGUGGAUGGAGAAUGGACCAGGCUGUGUCGUGACCCCAGUGACCCCGGCUGACCAGACCCCCCAGGACCAUCACGUCAUCACGGUGACAGGGUGCCUGCUCGACUACCAGUACAUCGAAGUCUCCAGCAGUUCCUUACAGAUCUUCCUCGCACUCUGUGGCUUUGUGUACGCCUGUUACGUCAGUAAAGUCUUUAUGGAAGAGGAAGACAGCUUUGACUUCAUCGCGGGAUUUGAUUCCUACGGGUACCAAGCCCCUCAGAAGACCUCUCAUUUACAGCUGCAGCCUCUGUACACGAUUCCAUCCAGGAGCACUGGUCAAGGUAAACAGGGCACAUCCUGGUCGUAAGGAAGCCGGGUGCAGAAAACAAGGGGCACAAACAUCGUCUGCAACCAACCGUCAAAAGCAGACACUGAUUGGGGAUUUUGUCGAAGAAUAAGAAUGUUCCAAGAGGCACAAAAAGAGGGAGAGAGCAAAGUGCAGGAGGAUCGUAGGGAAGUCAGACAAACUUCAGUGCUAACUGGUUGUAAAUUUCAUUGAAACUUCACAGAAGCUUGAGAAUUUUGAUAUUUUUAGGAUUAGACAGGUACAAUGGCGCCCUCUAAUGUUGGAUGUCCGUAAUGACUGGCUGUAUUCACAAAGCAGUCCUGGCCCUGCAGGAAGACCCUUCGAAAGAGGAACUUUCAGCACUUACAGAGAGGUGGCGCCACCGGCAGUUCAGGUCAAGUGAAGGGUGGGGGAGAGGUGGUGUUGCAAGUCCCACUCUCUCUCUGCGGUCAUUUUUUAAAAAUUAUCCAGUCAGGUGAGUUGUUUAGGACCAGCGCCUGGCUCCUUUCUCCAUUCUGUGGGAAAAAGCACUUGUGAUUCCAGUCACUUUGCAGAAGACUUCUGUCCGAGUUGAACGGCUGGCUUGCAAAAGUCUGCCGUAACCCUUCCAACUCCAGCCGGUGUUUCACCUUGUGGUAAUGAGCAGGAAGAUGUGGACACUAUUGAGUCCAUCGAACUGCGAAGCCAAGAGAUGGGGGACUGGUUGGGACGAUUCUCAGGUGCCAGAACGCAGUCUGUUCGUGCUUGAAGUUCUGCAAGUUACUUUCCAGGGUGUGCCCACGGUAUACAUAACGAUGUUUUUUUAUCUGAAGGGGCACAAUAAUUCAGUCAUGGGGCAUCCCAUCUUAGUACAAGUCAGCCUGAAAUCACUGGGCCUCAAGCCUCUUCCUUUAUUGAACUUGUGGUCAGAGCUGCCGUUGGUGUUGAUUGAUUUCAGGAUGAUUGUUUUGUCAACAGCCCAUGAAUGGAGAAAGCUCUGAAACUCCAAAAGCAGACACCACAGAACCUGCCUCCAGUCGAGUAAUGGCCUACAGUCAAUAGGUCUCUACUUUUUGGCUUUGGUUUGACCCUUAACCCCAAAAUGGCUGCCAAUGCGGCAGUAAGCCUGCAUAAAGAAUGUAUCAGACCAUUCAGCCCAUCGAGUCUGCUCUGCCACUUGUAUGUUUCCGAUUCAAGUGCAGUUGGACAAACAUCCUGAUUUUUCAGUGGUGCUUGUUAUCUGAGGGGAUACAAGGUGCAUUUCAGGGGCAGGUUUAUUAUGCGUCCCCCAAUUUUUUUGGGGUUAAUUCUUCCACUUUGCAUUUUCUGGAUAGAGUUGGGUUGACUUUUCUCUGGAGCUGAGGGGAGAUCUGGGCAAGGUUUGCAAGAUAGAGUGGACAGGGAGUAUCUGUUUCCCAGGGUUAGAAUGUCUGAUGCCCGAGGGCAUGCAUUGAAGGUGAGAGGGGGUAGGCCAAGGGGGACGUGAGGGGUAAGUUUUUUACUCAGAGAGUGAUGGAUACCCGGAAUGCACUGCCUGGUCUGGUGGUAGAAGCAAAUACAUUAGAGGCUUUUAAAAGACGUUUAGAUAGGAAGAUGGAGGGAUAUGGACAUGGCGUAGGAAGGAGGGAUUAGCGUUUGGGUGUUUAUGAUUUGCUUUUUAGCUGGUACAGCACAGCAUUGUGGGCUGAAUGGCAAGUUCCUGCGCUGUGUUCUCUUUGCUGACAGGAAGAAGUUGACUUCCUGAUCCGCGGUCGGCCUUUCGGGGAGCAUGAUUGGCUGAAGCGACGGAGGGCAGGGUCAGGGGGUCGUUGCCGAGCAGGGACGAGGUUAGGGAAGGUGUCGGGGCGGAGGUUGUCAUUCUGUUCUUGGAGCCUGGCCGUGAUUCGUAUCCAGUUCUUUAGGUCUAGUAGUUUGUGCGCAGUUUGCCAUGGAUAAACUAUCAGGGCUCAGGAUGGGGUGGGAGUAUUGUUGAUGUCUUUGUAUCGCCAGGAGGUACAAGUGGUCACUGAGUUGGAUGAGCCUGGUGACCAGCUGGUUAUUGGGGAACGUGUGUCUUUACUCUGUUAUCCGUUUUGUUAGUGCAGUUCGAUUUACAAUGACCUUUCAGCUGCCGGGAUUGUGCGUAGACUUUCCUGAGUUUUAUGACAAUGUCAGUGAGCUUCUUGUUCGGUGCUUCCAAAAAAAGAAAGUAGGGGCCGUUUAAAAGUUGCCACCUUUGCUGAGACCUGUGAAGCAAAGACCAGGAGCCGGUUGGAUCGGGUUCUUCCUGGGGCCAGUAGGAAUUAUUCCCCUCAAAGUUCAGCAGGAACCGAAGGAAAGUCCUUUGAGCCCAAGGAGUGCCCUUAGGCUUCCAACAGGAACUUGAGGGUUGUCCCUUGGCUUGGGUCACCGUGCAGCUCAGUAGGCAGAGAGGCAGCUGAUGCUUUUGUCCUGUGGGCACCGCUGGCAAGGGUGGCAGUUCAUGCCCUUUGUGUAUCACAGCUGCCCAGUGCCGUUGAUGAGAAAGCCCCUGAAAGAGGAGCCAAGGACGGCCGGGGUAGCAGGGUCUCCGCCAGUCGGUCGCCGCCUCAUCCACAGGGGCUGCUCUAAGAACGAGCAGGAGAAGCGCCAGUGACCCACCGGAUAUACCCCCGGAGCAGGGUAACAGGCCGGAUGUGGGAGUGACUGGGGGAGGCCGAGGGGGCAGUGAGUAAGUUACACCAUUUCAGCACCUUUCCAAGGCUCCCACCUGUCUUGUGAAUACAGCCACAGAUCCAGCCGCCUUAAAACUUUUUUUUGUCAACCUACUGAAUGUGUGUAUCACAGCUUUUCUGCCGGACGUUAUCUUUGAAAAUGUUGCUGUACAGGAUUAUCACUCUGAAUUUUGUAGGGCUGGAGGAAAAUAAACUGAAGGCUGCAGCCAAUUUUAACAGUCGACUGUGUGCUGAUUGGAAAAAGGGUCUGCUUGCAACCCCUCCCUGUCUAAUUAUUGUCUAAUUCGAUC